Molecule: messenger RNA, 2664 nt
Organism: Nerophis lumbriciformis (worm pipefish)
Lineage: Eukaryota; Metazoa; Chordata; Actinopteri; Syngnathiformes; Syngnathidae
Product: UDP-glucuronosyltransferase 2C1-like
Molecular function (GO): UDP-glycosyltransferase activity
Source: RefSeq, a predicted model, not a curated record
CACACACCUAAAAUGCAACAUGCACGCUUUCUAAUAAGUUCGUUGUAUUGCUUUGUGUAUCAGUUCGGUUUUGGGUCGAUGCAAAGUUUGUCCCAAAGUGGCUAGCCAUGGUUCUAUGGGAGUAAUCCAUUGUGCGCUUAAAUCACUCUUAAAAUGCAUCCAAAAAUCAGAAACAGAAUCAGAAUCAGAAAUACUUGAAUAAUCCCCGAGGGGAAAUUAAGAUUUUCAGCACAAUCCCAUUCAAGAGCAGACAAACAUUACAGGGAGACAGAACAGGAUUGCUGACUGGUCUGCCAACUUCCGGCGCUCUUUACAAAAAAGAUGAGACUGAUGUGUUUCUGCGGCGCCUUGCUGCUCCUCCUCGUUUUUCCUGCUGGUUGCCAGGGAGGCAACAUUUUGGUUAUUCCGAUCGAGGGCAGCCACUGGGUGAACAUGGACAUCCUCAUCCGAGAGCUGCACUCACAGGGGCACAAUGUGACCAUCGUGUGUCCCAGCAAGACGUGGUACAUCAAGAACAACGCCUCCUAUUACCACACUGUCACCAUCCCAGUGGAAAAGACCUUGGACAAAGACUUCAUCACCAGCAUGAUAUUUGAGAUCAUGAAGUUUAAGAGGGGGUCCUUACCCCUGACGACUUUACUCAACCUAACCGUGAGAAUGUUCGAAAUGUUCCUCGACGCUCACAAUGUGGUGGCCGAAUUGCUUAAAGACGACGACCUGAUGAGGAGAUUGAAAGACAGCAAAUUUGACUUACUGCUCACUGACCCCUGUGGGGGUGGAGGUGCAAUUGUAGCCAAAUAUUUGAACCUUCCUCUCGUGUACAACGUUCGCUGGAUAAUCGCUACUGAAGGUCAUUUUGCAAUCGCUCCUUCGCCACUAUCUUAUAUCCCCAUUACGGGAACGGGCUACACCAACAAGAUGACUUUUUUUCAAAGAUUUAAAAACUUGAUUGCGUUUUGGAUUGGCUACACACAACAUAACUUAGUGAUUAAGUACAUUUACCAGAAAAUAUGUGACAAAUAUCUGGGGCCGGAUAACGAUAUGCACCAUUUACUGCAGUCUGCAGACCUUUGGCUCAUGAGAGUGGACUUUGUGUUUGAGUUUCCUCGCCCCACCAUGCCCAACGUCAUCUACAUAGGAGGAUUCCAGUGUCAACCUGCCAAGCCUCUACCAGACCACCUGGAGGAGUUCAUGCAAAGUUCUGUAGAUCAUGGAGUCAUCCUCAUGUCUCUUGGGACUUUUGUGAGCAAACUUCCUGUCGACUUAGCCGAAGAAAUAGCGACAGCAUUUGCCAAGCUGCCUCAGAAGGUCAUCUGGAGAUAUAAAGGUGCUAAACCUUUAACUCUUGGCAACAACACUCUCCUGGUGGACUGGAUGCCACAGAACGACCUCCUUGGACAUCCCAAGAUGAAACUCUUUGUGGCUCACGGCGGGACAAACGGUGUUCAGGAAGCUAUGUAUCACGGAGUGCCCGUUGUGGGAAUACCUUUGUUUUUCGACCAGUAUGACAACUUGGUGCGUCUCUCAGAAAGAGGAGCGGCCAUCAUACUCGAGUUUUCCUCACUAAGCAAAGAUAACUUUGUGGAGGCCAUGCAGGAAGUUCUUACAAAUUCAUCCUACAAGAAGAACAUCCAGAGACUCUCCAGGCUGCACAGAGAUCAGCCCAUCGCACCGCUCGACAAGGCCAUCUUCUGGAUCGACUUUGUUAUUAGACACAAAGGUGCAGCUCACCUGCGGACCGAAUCUUACAAGAUGCCUUGGUACACCUACUACUCUGUGGACGUGUAUCUGUUCCUAGCUGGAGUUGCCGUAACAGGGUUGAUCAUGUUUUGGAUCACAAUCAAGUGUUUAUGUUCUGCUUUGUGUCGGAAGAAAGUCAAACGUGAGUAGUCAGCAUUUUUAAAAAGUCAACAAACACUUGAAAAUCCAGAAAUCAGUUGUACUUUAAUAUCAUUUUAAAACCUGGGUUCUCUGAGGGCCAUAACAAACCUGACAUGUUCAAGACCCAUAGCGUCCAGAUAACCGAAAGUUUUCUUCAUGUAUUUUUUUGCUCCUGAAGAUGAAGCUGUCAGUCAGUUACCAUAAUUUAUAUUUUUGUUUUUGUGUAACUGGUCGAUAACUAACUGUAUUUGGUACUAGGGCUGGAUGAUAAAACUUUAUCAAUAUAUACAGCGAUAGACAUGUAAUCAAUAUCCCAAAAAUAUGUGUUAACCAUCUAACAGGUGAUCAUAAGCAGCAGCUCAGUAUGUCAACACUGUGGCUUCACAAGUUAGCCCUCUGUGAUCACGGCACGGCUAAAAAAAAUAAUGCUUAUAAUAACACUAAUACUUGGUUAAUAUUCACAUCAUGGGGUUUUUUUAAAUGUAUUUUUAGAGUUAUUUAGAGGCAAACUAGAUUAUUCCCAUUAGCACCAUUGCUAGCCACCUCAAACCAGCCAUUUAUGACAAAUUUGAAUGCAAAAAAAAAAAUUAAAUACAUGUGUUCUUGUCUCAUAAGGAUUCUGAAUGAUAAGCAAAAAUCCUAAAAAAGUGCAGUUCCUCCUGAGGAGGUUAUUGUUAAGUGUUCAAUGAGAUUUAAAAAUUGUGUUUACAUUGAUUGUUUGAAUGUUUUACAUGGUUGUGUUGACAUUUCCUUGCCUUUCUACUUUGAUAGCGGAAAGUAUAA